Spizellomyces punctatus DAOM BR117 is the source of this 1515-nucleotide messenger RNA. RefSeq lists its product as uncharacterized. The record is from RefSeq and is a predicted model, not a curated record. NCBI's taxonomy places the organism in Eukaryota, Fungi, Chytridiomycota, Chytridiomycetes, Spizellomycetales, Spizellomycetaceae. The coding region runs from base 576 to 1430 and encodes 284 amino acids. The transcript is spliced from 2 exons.
GAACAAAUAAUCCACAUGGCAAGUUUGAAAGAGUCCAAUAUCUGGUAGCUCAUCAAAAGGCAAGCAGGGCGGAGGGUAAAGGCGGGGGGAGGAUUGGCCCGCAAAAGGAGAAUCCCCAACCGGAGGCCCAACAAAGUCCCAUUUUGGCGUUUGUUUUGUGAAGGGGCCGAACGGUUGAAAAUUCCACCCGACUCGGCGACUCCUUCUUUUUACGAUCAGCACGACGGAAGAAUUCCAAAAAGUGCUAUCGAAAUGACCUUGAACCCCAAAAGGAAGAAAAAAAACCUUCUGCAUUGCAGUUCGAUUUCUUUGGUAGUGACUCACGGCUGAGGACUUUAAAAAAAAAAAAAAAGGUUUCUACGCUCGGAGAACAGCGCAAAAAAAACGAACAAGACAAAAAAGAAGGCUGUUUGUUAAAAGUGCCGGUUGGGAGGCACGUUGACUUUAUGAAGAGGUCAAAAAAAAAUAUCAAGUUGAUAUGCAGGGUCAACCCUUGCCUUUGGAAUUGUCUUCCAUCUCGUAGACCAUAGCCCUUUAGCAACCUAGCAAAGUCCAAGCAACUGGCAAAGAGUCAAAUGCAUUUUGGACUCGGCCACCGCAAAAGCCAAGCACCAGAACCUGAUGCUCAGCGCGCUCACUCACUACCUCGACGCCUCAGGUCAUUUCUACCCAAAGUCCCAUCACCUCUUCACUUUGAAAUAAAACCCAAACACUGCCAAAGACGGAGUUCUGUACACUCUACAGACUCGAAAACGUCUGAUAAACGCUUACGCGAACCACGGAGGUCCUUGUCUGACGGACAACUUAUCGUUCCAAAAGCAGCGAGCAAUAGAGCAGAUGACCAGCGACGCACCACAAAGUCUUUACCACGGAAAGUGGCGCCCCAAACAACAAGGUCCAUUCCUUCUUCCUACCAGCUCAAGGGUUUUGCGGCCUUGUUCGCUGGCUUGGAGCUGCUAAGUGACUCUAUGGACCCUACCGGGAAGACGUUGGAAAGCUUGCUGGAAAGCGGAAACAUUGUCGGGUUGUACCUAGCGGGCGGCUGGAGCGAACCAUGUCGGCAUUUCACCCAACAAUUGACAUCCUUUUUCAGCAACAAUAAUCAAAACUUUACCGUCGUAUAUGGUUCACUAGACCGCACACCAAGUGAACACGCCAACCACCUCUAUGACACGGGAUUCCUUUCAUUACCUCAUGAACCGCCAUCGUCAGUAUCACCUCAAGGUACCUUAUCCAAAACAGAAAAAGUGCUACGAUCGCUAAAUAUUGAAGGAAUUCCGAAACUGUUAAUACUGGGUAAACAUGGAGAGAUGAUUACGAUGCAUGGGCGUUGUGUCGUGCAGUGGGGUGGGGAGGGUGCCGUAGAUGCUUGGCGGAGGGGUGAAACCGGCCUGUACUCUUGUUUCGUCAAGACGUUCAAGUUUUGGUGAUGUAUUUCCAUAUUACUGUACAAAUAUUAUUUAAUGAUUUAGCGCGAAGCGUUUUAAUACACCCUGAAAGAUAUUUGGUUUUGAC